GUCACUCCAGAGUUAUCAUAUGUGAGUGUUUGGAGUUAGCGUGUCUUCGUUCCAGUUUUAUCAAGAGUUGGACAACAUCAACAACUAAGUUCUGCUGAGUUUAAAUAAAUCCGAGGAGGACAUGGACGAUCAGCGCACCAUGACGCCACGGAUCGUCUUACACCGAAUAGACCAUCUACUGGGUUAUGUUUGGAAAGAGAAGGAUCCCUCUGACCAGCAGCUCUGUGACCAAAAUACAGAUCCCAGUUUGGACCGGAAGGAGCCAGAACCUCUCCAGAUGAAAGAAGAGCAGCAAGAGCCAGAACAUCCCUGGACCAAAGAGGAAACAUUGGAGCUCUUCAUAGGUGAGCAUGAAAAGCAGCUUGAACUGAAGCAGGAGAACAAAGAUACAUGCACUGUGUCACCUACCCAUGAAGAAAAGAACCACAGUAACUCAGAGCCAGUUAGGAACCAAAUCAUCUCUCAGGAAAUUGACAAAACUGAAAACCAGGAUCAAAAAGAAAACCCUCAGAAAUAUUCAAGAACAAAGCCAGGAGAAGAACUGACACCAAAUAUGAAAGGCCAGAAAACCAUGAAGCAUAUAACCAGUGUUGACAAUUCAAAACCCAAAAAGGACAAGAAAACUGACACAGAGAGCUAUUUGUAUCGCUGUACAAUUUGUGGGGAUUUUUUUACUCAAAAUACGACCAUGGCACAACAUUUGAAAAGUCACACAGUUGAGAAUUGUUUUCCAUGUAUGACAUGUGGAAGAAUUUUUACAAAAAAAAAAUAUUUAAUAAUUCAUGUCAAAAUUCACACAGGUGAGAAGCCGUUCUCUUGCACGAUGUGUGGCAGAAGUUUUUCUCGAAGACACCAUUUGACUUAUCAUACGAGGAUUCACUCAGAUGAAAAGCCUUUUUCCUGUAAUACCUGUGAAAAAUCUUUUAGAGCAAAAGGUGUUUUGAAGAAACACAUGCGCGUUCACACGGGUGAGAAGUCGUUCUCUUGCACAAUUUGUGGCAGAAGUUUUUCUCGAAGACACCAUUUGACUUAUCACACGAGGAUCCACUCAGAUGAAAGGCCUUUUUCCUGUAAUACCUGUGAAAAAACAUUUAGAACAAAAGGUGUAUUGAAGGAACACAUGAGCGUUCACACAGGUGAGAAGCCGUUCUCUUGCACGAUGUGUGGCAGAAGUUUUUCUCGAAAAAAUAGUUUGACUUAUCACAUGAGGAUCCACUCAGAUGAAAAGCCUUUUUCCUGUAAUACCUGUGAAAAAACAUUUAGAACAAAAGGUGUAUUGAAGGAACACAUGAGCGUUCACACAGGUGAGAAGCCGUUCUCUUGCACGAUGUGUGGCAGAAGUUUUUCUCGAAGAGAUCAUUUGACUUAUCACAUGAGGAUUCACUCAGAUGAAAAGCCUUUUUCCUGUAAUAUCUGUGAAAAAACAUUUAGAACAAAAGGUGUAUUGAAGGAACACAUGAGCGUUCACACAGGUGAGAAGCCGUUCUCUUGCACGAUGUGUGGCAGAAGUUUUUCUCGAAGAGAUCAUUUGACUUAUCACAUGAGGAUUCACUCAGAUGAAAAGCCUUUUUCCUGUAAUACUUGUGAAAAAUCUUUCAGAGCAAAAGGUGUAUUGAAGAAACACAUGAGUACACACAGGUGAAAAGCCAUUUUUUAUGUAAGACCUGAGGAAAAAGUAUAAUCAAAGAUGCUAAUUAAUGCGUCACAUAAAAGUUCACACAGGUGAAAAGCCUUUUCUCAUUAGAGAGAAAAGUGAACAUUUCUUGCUAAUGGA
This is a messenger RNA of Poeciliopsis prolifica (blackstripe livebearer), 1774 nucleotides long. Its product is annotated as gastrula zinc finger protein XlCGF57.1-like. Gene Ontology annotation, cellular component: nucleus. The record is from RefSeq and is a predicted model, not a curated record. NCBI's taxonomy places the organism in Eukaryota, Metazoa, Chordata, Actinopteri, Cyprinodontiformes, Poeciliidae. Gene Ontology annotation, molecular function: RNA polymerase II cis-regulatory region sequence-specific DNA binding; DNA-binding transcription activator activity, RNA polymerase II-specific. The transcript has 2 exons. The coding region runs from base 122 to 1642 and encodes 506 amino acids. Gene Ontology annotation, biological process: regulation of transcription by RNA polymerase II.